Molecule: messenger RNA, 2989 nt
Organism: Homarus americanus (American lobster)
Lineage: Eukaryota; Metazoa; Arthropoda; Malacostraca; Decapoda; Nephropidae
Exons: 10
Coding region: 347-2977 (876 amino acids)
Biological process (GO): monoatomic ion transport
Cellular component (GO): membrane
Molecular function (GO): extracellular ligand-gated monoatomic ion channel activity; protein binding
Source: RefSeq, a predicted model, not a curated record
ACACACACACACACACCCUUUAAUUAUGGAAGGACACAUGUGUAGUAGGAGAGGUUCUUGACGUCUUAAACAGGUGUGGAGAGGCAGGUGUGGGAUUGGAAAAGUCGGGGGGACCUCUCCUAGCAGGUGUGGACUGAUUAACAGGUGUGGAGAGCAGGUGUGUGGCGUGAAAACUAUACCCUUGUAACUCUAACAGGUGCGUGGAGGAGGUGUUGUGACCCAGCAGGUGUGUAGAGAAAGACUUCCCAGUGACUCAUCAACAGGUGUGUAGAAACAGGUGUAUGAUCAGAACAGGUGUGUGUCUGAAGAGGAGACAGCAGUAAUUCAACCUCAGCAGGUGUGGAAGAUGACAACAGGUGUGUUGUUGCAGGUGUUGAUGCUGAUGCAGGUGUUACUAGACACGUGUUUGGCUGACGACACAAGAGAGACGAAGGUAUUCAGCUUACAAACAGACGUAUGGACUGUACCAAGGAGUGACGUGUACCUGCGUUAUAACCUGACGGAGGAGGAACACCCUGCCCCUCUCACCACCUUCACUAUCUGUUAUCGCUUCAACAUACAGCAGUUUCGAGACGGUGUUUACUUCUUCUCCUACGCUACAGCUGAUGAUGUUGAUAAUGCUGUACUGAUUUACCAGCGGGAAGAGACGAUGAACUUAUACUACAACGAUGUGGAAGCUUCAGUUAAGAUGACACUGACUGUCGACGACACCCUGGGAGCCUGGCACCAUCACUGUCACCACGUCGACUUCCCGCAGUAUAGACUGUACGUGGACGGUCGCCUCAGUGGUCACGGACAGAUGGUGGGAGAGGGUGGACCGCUGCCCAUGAACGGUACCGUCUAUAUCGGCCAGGAACAAGACGCCUUAGCUGGGGGACUCGACGCUAUGCAGUCUACUAGCGCCUAUAUCACCCAGAUCAACGUGUGGGACAGCAUAGUGAGUGAGGCCAACAUCGCCGCCAUGGCCUCCUGCAGCGCCAACCUCCUGGGUAAUGUUCUCUCGACUGACGUACAAGACUGGGAGGUGGUCAACGCCCAGGUGGAGGUGAGGCCCAUUACCGCCCUCUGCCAGCAGGAGGUGGAGUUCGUCAUCGUGCCGGAGAAGUGGCACCUUCAACCCUCCGUCGAGUUCUGCAGGAUCGCUAACUCCGAGUUGUUUAUCCCUGAGGGCGACGAGGUCAAUGAGCGUCUGUUUAACGAGACCAGACAGUUCCUGGAGCAGUGUAGUGGCAAGAGUUACCGAUUGCUCCGUGUAGGAGCCACAGACGCCGCGUCAGACGGGUCGUGGCUCAAGUUUAUCACCAACACACCGCUGACGUACACCGCCUGGGCUCCCGGUGAGCCCAACGACGGCCACAAGUCCAACUGUGUGGUGAUGAAGAAGUCCCUCAGUAAGUGGGGAGACGUGGCCUGUAAGGAUGAGUAUUGCUUCUCUUGUCUCAAGAACAAGAGUAAAUACCUGCAGGUGCGGGGGCUGUGUCAACACAAGGAGCACCAUACCAGGUUCUUGCUGGACGGCUACGUCAACUCUAACCUCUUCUUCAGGGGCUACUACGGCCACGCCAUCUUCAUGUCUGAGUCUAACAGAUGGCUGCUGAGAGACGUGUUGGCCAACGUGACCCUGGCCAUGAUGGCCAAGAGGCGGACACUGACGACUGACUACCCUCUGGGGCGCCACGAUUGGGAGGUGUUGAGCCCCUUCUGCCAGUACCUGGAGGAGGAGAGGGUGCAGCUGAGCUUGUCCUCCUGCUCCACACAACACUUCAUGUGUUCUGACGGCUCCUGUGUCGCCAGGCACGUCCGCUGUAACCUCCUGAAUGACUGUGUUGACGGCAGCGACGAGGAGAACUGUGGCCUGCUGGAGUUCAGCCAGGGUUAUCAUGGCCACCGUCCUCCUCCAGGCGUGACCUUCCAGGACCCCCUGACCAUCACCCCCGUCGUCAACAUCAUCAGGUUCUCCAACGUGGACGACAUUAACCUCGCCCUCUACGUGGAGCUGGAGAUCAUCUUGUACUGGACCGACAGAAACCUCAAGUACAAGAACCUUAAACCUGACGCCGAGAACAAGCCGUCCAAGGACGAGGUCAAGAAGGUGUGGAUCCCCGAGGCCGAGUUCAUGAACGUGAAGGACGGCCGCCUCCAGGAGCUGAAGAAGACGGUGUUUGUCCUGAGGAUCGGCAACCCCAACCCACCACACUUUAACGACGUCAAGAUGGAUACAGUGUACCCAGCCAGCAGCGGCAGGUUGGUACAGAGGACGUUGUACUCGGCCAGCUUCUCCUGUAACUUCCAGCUGUUCAGGUACCCCUUUGACACCCAGACCUGUAGUGUGUACCUCAAGCUGACCUCUGCUACCUCCCAGGUGGUCACGUUCAAGAAUGCCACAGUGGAGUACAAUGGACUGAGGAACUUACCUAAGUAUACCGUCGGCUCACUUACUGCUCGUCUAGACCACUCUGAUGCUAACGAUGUACUGGAGGUUAAGUUUGAGCUGACCCGCCGCUACUCCCUGUUGAUGCUGACCAUCUUCCUGCCCACCGCACUCCUCCUUGGUAUCGGCUACUCCACACUCUUCGUUAAACUCCAUCUCCUGCAGGUACGAGCCAUCAUGACGCUGACGACGCUACUGGUGCUAUACACACUCUUCAACCAGGUGUCCAGCGCCCUCCCCGACACGGCCUACAUCAAGAUGAUCGACCUGUACUUCUUCUUCUGCAUCUCCCUCAUCUUCUCCCUCAUCGUGUUGCAUAUAGUGGUGGAGAACCUACCCCCAGGGACACCUCCGGCCACCCCGACACCAGCCACCAUCAAGGUAGCUCCCGUCAAUCCUCCACAACCUGGUCACUCUCGCCUCCUCACCAACUACAGGCUCCGUGUCCCUACAGCCCAUGGUCUAAUGCACAGUGUGAGGAGGUAUUGCUUUCCUGUGGUGCUCGUCGUGUUUAAUCUCGUGUUCUGGCUAAUGUUGUUUACCUGAGAGAGAGAGAGA